CGUGACUGCGGCGCGGACUGUAGCGCUACUGUCUUCUUGUGUGUUUAAAUCGUGAACUGUCCGACUGAAGGCGAGGUUUAUCGAGGAUUUAUUGCUGUAAGAGUGACGGAGAGUCGGGGCCUGGGCAGUGGCACAACUCUACUCCCUAUGACAAACAUUACACAGUUCUGAUGAAUGAAUGGACUCUUUCUCUGUGGGGUGGACAGCAGCAGAGGAGGGAGUGGUGGACCCACCAGGACUGAUUAGUAUAACAAUACCAGUCCAUUCCUUUGAAGGCAGGCUGUGUGAAUGGUUGUGUGGGUGCCUUAUUAAAUUAUUGAUGCGCAUCCUUCCGCCCCUCAAGUGCCCUUCCUCUCUGAUCCCAUCUGAAGGACUGAUAUUGCGGCGUGUUGGGAGAGGCAGCUGAGUCUCUGCGUAAGAUCACUCACACCCUGGCCAUGAAGAACGAGGAGAUUUCAAAUUUCAUCUGCACGCUCAAACAGAACCUGGAGAACCUGGAGACGAACGCCAGUCGGGUGCAGGAGGACUUGGAGUCAGAGUUCACCUCGCUACACUCUGUUCUGGACGAGAUGAAGGGAAAUAUGCUGACGAGGAUCAAGCAGGAGAGAGCGAGUCGCACCUACGAGCUGCAGAGUCAGCUGAGCGCCUGCUCCAAAGCCCUGGAGAGUUCAGAGGAGCUGCUGGAGCUGGCCAAUCAGACGCUCUGCUCCUCUGGGACGGACGGUUUCACUCAGGCGGCCAAAGACAUUAAGGAUAGCGUGACAAUGGCCCCGGCCUUUCGCCUCUCCCUGAAGGCCAAGGCCAGUGACAACAUGAGUCACCUGAUGGUGGAUUUCAGCCAGGAGAGGGAGAUGCUGCAGGGGCUCAAGUUUCUCCCAGUUCCUGCCACUCCAGAGAUCCAGGUGUCGGAGUGUCAGGUGUGUGACAACACGGUGACUGUGGUGUGGACCCUACCAGAGCCUGACAUCAAGAUAGACCACUACAUCCUGGAACAUCGGCGCACAAAUCACGAGGGUCCACCGCGCAUCAGAGAGGAGUACCCUUGGAUGGUGGUGGAAGGGAUCCGAGAGAUGGAGUGCACACUCACAGGUCUGCGCUUUGACACACGGUACAUGACGUUCAGAGUGAGAGCGUGCAACAAGGCCGUGGCCGGAGACUUCUCUGAGACGGUUACCCUAGAAACCCACGCCUUCAACUUUAAACUGGACUCUGGUUCUGCCCACCAGAACCUGAAAGUGGAGGAUCUGAGUGUGGAGUGGGACAGCAGUGGAGGAAAAGUGCAGGAAAUCCGUAAAGAGAAGAACAGAACCAACUCUCCGAUGCACUCCCCAGCCAGGUCAGCUCUGAUGUCUCCUAAAAGAGCUCCGACAGCUCGGCCAGGCAGAGACAGGUUUACAGCAGAGUCCUACACAGUGCUAGCCGACACCAUGAUCGACGCUGGCCAGCACUACUGGGAAGUGAAGUUUGAUAAGGAGAGCAAGGCGUUCGCUGUAGGUGUCGCUCUGCGGAGUCUGGGUCGGUUCGACCAGCUGGGGAAGAGCAGCUCGUCGUGGUGCAUCCAUCUGAACAACUGGCUGCAGCAGAGUCUCACAGCCAAGCACAACAACAAGGCCCGAACCCUCGACUGCGCCAUCCCCAGCAGUAUAGGAGUCUAUGUCAACUACGAAGAGGGUACACUCUCCUUCUACAACGCCAAGCCCAAGCAGCUGAUGCACACCUUCAAAACAAAGUUCCAGCAGCCGGUCAUUCCAGCUUUCAUGGUGUGGAACGGGAGUUUCUCCGUGGUGACCGGCCUGCAGGUUCCCAGCGUGGUGCAGAGCGGCCAGAGGAAGAACAGUGGCACCAGCAGCUCCAACGCCAGCCUCACCUAAACCCAUUCGUCCAUCCAGCUGGACUCAGUCACGCUUCAUCAUAUCCUCUGCACAAACUGCGAUUGAAGUCUUCUACAGGAAGAGUGACCUCACCGGAGCGUGAUCGUUUUCUGUGUUGCAUGACAGCAAAAUUACAGAUUCAUGGGAGCAAGUGACUGGCUGCUGUGAGACUUGAGGCUUUAGGUUUAGUCAUAGUUGUUUUUCCUCCCGCUGCACAUUCCUUCAGCACCGUCCUCCUGCUGCUAUAGCAAUGAUUUAGCGCUGGCCGCUGCUGCUUCACUUGAACCACCAGCUGAGCUGUCCUGCCUCCAGCUCCAGGUUCAGGCUCCUGUUCUGUUCUUGUGCCUUCCUUAUCAUGUUCAUCUGUAACCACCGCAUAAAUGCUACUGUAAUGCUUUCUCAGCAAGAAACGACCUCCUUAUUUUAGUGUGAAACCAUGUGUUCAUUUAAGUUAGGUUAUGUCUCAAUCAACUAGUGUAAACCAAAUAAUAUCCAGCUCCAAGACAAUGAGACGGAGCAGAAAGCUCUGCAGCCUUUGUGGUCUUUAUGCUGAUGUCUGAGGUUCCCUCUGCUUCCUGGGGUUCCAAAGAGAAGGUUCAGUUAGAUUUGAGUCCCAACAAGGGAAAUGAGAAGUUUUUGGUUUCAAAUUGAGUUCAGUCAGUUCAGUAUUUUUACCCAGAGUUUAAAAGCCAUCAGUAGAGCCCAGAUUAAUUCAUCCUGAAAAACGAUAGGAAGCUGUAGGAGAUGAGUUAUUAGCCAAAAACCUAUGAUGAGAUUGCAUCUUAUUAUGCCUGAAUCCAUUUAAAUGCUGUAGCAUUAAUUCAGUAUUUAUCUUCACUUUUAGCUGUACCAGAACGGUCAAAAUGUCAGACUGAAUUAAAGCACAUGGUGGAGUUGGACCCAGUUAACUCAGAAAGUUGAAACCUGAUUUUAAGAAUCUAGUGUUUGCUUUUAAACGCAGAUUUCUGUUUUGACGGAGUGGUCCUCAUCGAAUCAUGUUACUUAUACUCCACACGUUUAACGUUCCAUUUUAUACUCAUUGAAGUCCUUGUUUAAAUAUCUAAAAUGGGAUUUUAGGAGAGUUGAGUUGUGUUAGCCAACAGAAAAAAGGCACAAAGAUGCAGAGUUGGUGAGAAUUUGUUCAGAAAUGUAAAACAAACACACCCAGUCGGUCAGAAAUCCCCUCCAAAAAUACCCGUCAGUGAGCAGGUUUAGUUUGGAGUCGGUUACCAUGGUGAUGAAGUCAGAGUCACUUGUCUCUCUGGAGCAGUAAAGAGUUUCCCUAAAUUCAGUUAUUUUACAGGAUGUUUAUGAAACCAGCUUUGUGCAACGCCUCGGAUGUGUUAGGUUUAUUUUUGGCUGAACUUACAUGUAGAAGGGAACCCCUCACUUUGGUUCAGUGUUGUGGAAACGAAGGAGCUUACAUUUAUAUCCAGCAGAGAUCCCACUACGAGUAGCUGCCAGUCUAUAUCUGAGAAGCCCAGUAGCUCCAGCUAACACCGUAUGUUACUGCAUCACAUCUCAGCCGGGAAGAUGUGAUCAGGCCAGGAAAACAUAUCCUCAAGUGUUCACCUCUGGUUCUCGUCCCCGUCAUGUUUUCUGUAACAUUGUUCUGCCACGUUUCCACAGUAGCCCGCCAUGCUUUAGUCAAGCACCCAGCUGUCAGUUAUUCACUUUAUUUCACAAGCUGACAAAAAGUCACAAUUUAUUGUAAAUAGUUUAAGUUUUUCCACUUUAAUGUAUCAGUAAAUGAGGUAAUAAAAGGAGUGAAGAUACUUCA
Molecule: messenger RNA, 3651 nt
Organism: Nothobranchius furzeri (turquoise killifish)
Lineage: Eukaryota; Metazoa; Chordata; Actinopteri; Cyprinodontiformes; Nothobranchiidae
Gene: fsd1
Product: fibronectin type III and SPRY domain containing 1
Biological process (GO): regulation of cell division; regulation of mitotic spindle organization
Cellular component (GO): microtubule
Molecular function (GO): microtubule binding
Source: RefSeq, a predicted model, not a curated record